UGCAUUUAAGAAAGAACGUAUUCAAAGUGAACAACGACUUAAAUCUACAUCUAUAGCAGAGAAUGAGAGUAUAACGACUGCAAAAAAUAGAGAGAGCCGAAAUUUAGAGCAGAUUAAACGAAAAAAUGUAAGACGUUUAAUAAAAAGAAUGAAAUCAAAACAAAUACCAUUUGUUGCAAAGAGGCAGCAAGUUCUGAAGCAUCCUAGCAGCUAUCCAAUUGUAAAGCAAACGGUUUCUAGUGAAAAUGUACGCUGCGUUGUUGAAAGUCUGCGGGAUGAGAAGUAUGUAAUAAAUACGAAAAGCUUCGAUAGUAAAGCGAUUGAACAAACAUUAACCUCACCAAUUUAUACUAAUCAUACUGCUGACGAUAAUUCUUUGAACCCUACUCAAAAUUCGAAUAAAGAUUUGCCUAUUACAAUAGAAGAAGAUUCUUCAUCCAUCAUUGAAAACAAAGUACGGAUGCAAAAACCAUUAUCAAAUUACAGCACUAUAAACAGUGACGAUAACUUUGUUAUAAUUAUGGAUGGUACACCAGCCCAUGUUGAAAUCAAAUAUGCCAAACAGCAUUCACCGUUUCCAAAUGAACAAAUAAUAUUAGGAGAUUUUGCUGAAGGAGAAAAAACACCAGACAAGCAUGACAGUUACGUUAAAGCUAACAACAGAGCUACAGUUUUUAAAACACAAAUAAAAGUCCCUACAAAUCAGUCGAACAUUGGAGACAAUAUGAAAACCUCCACGCUGCAUUAUUCACAGAGAAAUCAAGAACAAAUUAUGGACUUGAGUUUAAAAGAUAACAGCAACGUAUCAAAUCAAAAACCAAUCUUCACGCCCUGUCAGAAAGAAUUAUCUUACGUUUCGAAAUAUCAUGAUCAUUCUUUCAUGCAAGAGCAUGCUUAUUUAGAAUCACUCUUUUCAACAAGUCUACGAAACAAACAAGAGAUGUCUAAUAUUACGCGAGUAAAUUUUUAUUCUCGUUACCCACAGCUACAUUCACGAAACAAAUAUAUUCCGGAAUUGAAUGCUCUUCGUAAAAAGUGUUUGCCAAGUUUUAUGCCAAGCGAAGUGUGUAGCUCAUCCUUUACACUCGAUAGAGAAACACAUACUCAUCCAUCGGACAUGAUGAAUUGCUUUCCUAACCAACUAUAUGAAAAUUACUUAAAACCAGAAAUUUACGACUUCCCCACUUCACCUUAUAACCAUACACAACAACAAAAACUUACCUGUGUUUUGCAAACACAAAAAACUUAUAGUGUCUAUAAUCUUGAUUUACAGCAACCAUUAUAUUAUCCCCUUCAUCAAAACUUACAUUAUUUUCCUCCUCAGUACAGAUCUAAAAACUCUUCAACCGGACUAGGACCAUUUGAAAAUCAACAAUUGUGCGAUGUCGCAAAUCCAAUACCACAAUUUACAUUCGCAGAACCAAAACCAACGUCCCUACCACCUACACCUCGUAUUCCUGACGAUGGAAAUCCCAACAAUUUUCCCUUUUCAUCGCCAAAUUUGAGGAAUACGCUUAAAAAGUUUACCACUCCUUUCGAAAUAUCGCCAUUUUAUUUGAACACUUCCCAACCAGAACUUUCUAUAAAAUCAGAAUUUUUAACCGAUGUAAAUACUCCGCAUUAUGUGCCAUGCCCCAACACCACAUUAGCAGAACAUAUGACUAAUAAUUUUUCAACUCCUGAACUUCAUAUGAAUACUCAUCCACCACAUUUACGUCGAAACUAUAUAUAACAUUUUUAUAUAUUAAUUUUCAGUAUAAACUAUAGGUCCGUCCCACCAUUUGUUGGAAAAACAUCAAGACAUCACCGCUUAAGCGGUUACAAAGCGCCAAUUAUGUAUAUAUAGAUGAACUUAAAUAUGAAAUUUCAAAACAUCAAUAGCUAACCUCCAA
Ceratitis capitata (Mediterranean fruit fly) is the source of this 1892-nucleotide messenger RNA. RefSeq lists its product as uncharacterized. The coding region runs from base 149 to 1732 and encodes 527 amino acids. The transcript has 3 exons. NCBI's taxonomy places the organism in Eukaryota, Metazoa, Arthropoda, Insecta, Diptera, Tephritidae. The record is from RefSeq and is a predicted model, not a curated record.